Molecule: messenger RNA, 4607 nt
Organism: Nycticebus coucang (slow loris)
Lineage: Eukaryota; Metazoa; Chordata; Mammalia; Primates; Lorisidae
Gene: SLC44A1
Product: solute carrier family 44 member 1
Exons: 16
Coding region: 255-2228 (657 amino acids)
Biological process (GO): transmembrane transport; choline transport
Cellular component (GO): plasma membrane
Molecular function (GO): choline transmembrane transporter activity
Source: RefSeq, a predicted model, not a curated record
UCCGCUGGGAAGCAGCUGCAGCUGCAGGAGCGGAGCAGGAGCCGCGCAGCCGCCGCCGCCGCCGCCGGGGGAUGUGGCCAGCGCCUGCCCCGAGUCGCGCCGCCUCCUGAGGACCCGCCGCCGUCCCCGCCGUCGCCGCCGAGCCGUGCGGGGCCAGGCCGCGCCCUCCCCGGGCGCCCGCCGGCUCGCAUGCCGAGGGGCUCCGGGGCGUAGCUGCGCGCCCGGCGCCGCCUCCGGGCUCCUCCGGCCCCGCCAUGGGCUGCUGCAGCUCCGCCUCCUCCGCCGCGCAGAGCUCCAAACGAGAAUGGAAGCCUCUGGAGGACCGUAGCUGCACGGACAUUCCCUGGCUGCUGCUCUUCAUUCUCUUCUGCAUUGGGAUGGGAUUUAUUUGUGGCUUUUCAAUAGCAACAGGUGCAGCAGCAAGACUAGUAUCAGGAUAUGACAGCUAUGGAAAUAUUUGUGGGCAGAAAAAUGCAAAGUUGGAAGGAAUACCGAACAGUGGCAUGGACCAUACCCACCGGAAGUAUGUAUUCUUUUUGGAUCCAUGCAAUCUGGACUUGAUAAACCGGAAGAUCAAGUCUGUAGCCCUGUGUGUUGCGGCAUGCCCAAGACAAGAACUGAAAACCCUGAGCGAUGUUCAGAAGUUUGCAGAGACGAAUGGUUCAGCCCUAUGUAGCUAUAACCUAAAGCCUUCUGAAUAUACAACAUCUUCAAAAUCUUCUGUUCUUUGUCCCAAACUACCAGUUCCAGCGAGUGCACCUAUUCCAUUCUUCCAUCGCUGUGCUCCUGUGAACAUUUCCUGCUAUGCCAAGUUUGCAGAGGCCCUGAUCACCUUUGUCAGUGACAAUAGUGUCUUACACAGGCUGAUUAGUGGAGUAAUGACCAGCAAAGAAAUUAUAUUGGGACUUUGCUUGUUAUCACUAGUUCUGUCCAUGAUCUUGAUGGUGAUAAUCAGGUAUAUAUCGAGAGUACUUGUGUGGAUCUUAACAGUUCUGGUCAUACUGGGUUCCCUUGGUGGCACAGGUGUACUUUGGUGGCUUUAUGCAAAGCAAAGAAGGUCUCCCAAAGAAACGGUUAUCCCUGAACAGCUUCAGAUAGCCGAAGACAAUCUGCGGGCACUCCUCAUCUAUGCCAUCUCCGCCACGGUGUUCACGGUGAUCUUGUUCCUGAUAAUGCUGAUUAUGCGCAAACGUGUCGCUCUGACCAUCGCCUUGUUCCAUGUGGCCGGCAAGGUCUUCAUUCACUUGCCGCUGCUCGUCUUCCAGCCCUUUUGGACUUUCUUUGCUCUAGUCUUGUUUUGGGUGUACUGGAUCAUGACACUUCUUUUUCUUGGCACUGCCGGCAGUGCUGUUCAGAAUGACCAAGGCUUUGUGGAGUUCAGAAUCUCUGGGCCCCUGCAGUACAUGUGGUGGUACCAUGUGGUGGGCCUGAUUUGGAUCAGCGAGUUUAUUCUGGCGUGUCAGCAGAUGACUGUGGCAGGAGCUGUGGUAACAUACUAUUUUACUAGGGAUAAAAGGAAUUUGCCAUUUACACCUAUUUUGGCAUCAGUGAAUCGCCUUAUUCGUUACCACCUUGGUACGGUGGCAAAAGGAUCUUUCAUUAUCACGUUAGUCAAAAUUCCACGAAUGAUCCUUAUGUAUAUUCACAGUCAGCUCAAAGGAAAGGAAAAUGCUUGUGCACGAUGUGUGCUGAAAUCUUGCAUUUGUUGCCUUUGGUGUCUUGAAAAGUGCCUAAAUUACUUAAAUCAGAAUGCAUACACAGCCACAGCUAUCAACAGCACCAACUUCUGCACCUCAGCGAAGGAUGCCUUUGUCAUUCUUGUGGAGAAUGCUUUGCGGGUGGCUGCCAUCAACACCGUGGGGGAUUUCAUGUUAUUCCUAGGCAAGGUGCUGAUUGUCUGCAGCACAGGCUUGGCUGGGAUUAUGCUGCUCAACUACCAGCAGGAUUACACAGUAUGGGUGCUGCCUCUGAUCAUCGUCUGCCUCUUUGCUUUCCUAGUCGCUCAUUGCUUCCUGUCCAUUUAUGAAAUGGUAGUGGAUGUAUUAUUCUUGUGUUUUGCCAUUGAUACAAAAUACAAUGACGGGAGCCCUGGCAGAGAAUUCUAUAUGGAUAAAGUGCUUAUGGAAUUUGUGGAGAAUAGUAGGAAAGCAAUGAAAGAAGCUGGUAAGGGAGGCGCUGCUGAUGCCAGAGAGCUAAAGCCGAUGGCUUCUGGAGCAAGUUCUGCUUGAACCUAGCCGACGGUCAUGGAACCCAUUGACAUUCCAAAACAAUAUAUACACAUAACUAUGUAUUUGUGUGUGUGGGUGUGUGUAUAUAUGUAUAUGUAUGUGUGUAUAUAUAGGUAUAUGUAUAUACACACACACACAUAAUCAGCCAAAAUCAGAGAAAAGGAACAGGGAUUUAAUACCUUUUUUAUGCUUAUUUUUGUCAAACAUGUACUCCUUUCAUACGGGUGGCUUUUACAAGGCAACUUCCGUCAUUUACUGUUUUCAAUUGUAAUUGUCUUAAUGGAUAUGUUAAGAUUCAUAUCUGAUUAACAUUUUUAAUAACUUAGAGGAGAUUUUAACUUUAGUUAUUUAAAUCAGCUAAAAUUAUUGUACCAAAUUCUCUGUCUAAAGUUUAUUCAGGGGUGAUUUCCCUGAUGUAUGUGUAAAAUCAAGAACUUAUUUUACUGAUGCAUGUGCCCUGGAGGGUCAAGACUGGGCAUAUGUUUUCAGAUAAAUAAGGAAUUGCCCUGAUCAGUUUCCCCCAAUCAAAGAAGCCAUGUCAUUUUAUUUUUAGAAACAUACAAGUGGGCCCAAUAUGGGAAUUUUCAUAGUAGCUCAUACAUUUGUCAGCCAACAUUAAAAGGUAACCAACUCCUCAGGUAUUUGUAGUUUACCCUAAUGCUUCUUUAAAAGAAAGUAGGUAAAAAAAAAGAAAAGGGUAGAUAAUCUUUCUUAUGCAAACUUUUGUCUUGUAUUUUUGUCUUUCUUUCCUUUUUGACGUCCGUAGCAUCCUCCACACGUUUGUGUGCCUGAUUUUGAAAGGAGGCUGGGGCACCCAGCAAGUUUACCCUUUAUUUCUGUAUCUUGGUUUGCAGAUUAAGUAAUGCUAGGAGGAAUAAAGAAGGGACAAAAACAUGGAAUGUAAAGCUUUGAAAAUUCCAUAAAGCUUUGAAAAUUCCGGUGCUUGGGCUUCUGCUUCAAAGGAAUGUCAGUGGCUUGGGGUUAAAUGGUCAUUUUAUUUAAAUGCUUGCUAUAAAAUCUGAAAACACACUGGCAGGUGCUCCUCUCCUUGGCAAUUCAUUGAGUCUCCAGAGUUCUACAAUGUUUAACUGAAGAAUUGGUUAACGUUUUAAUCCUCCAGUGUGAAUGUUCUUUUUCUUUGGGGGCGGGUUUGGGGUUGUUUUAUUUUGUUUUGUUUUUUGCUUUAUUCCUGAAGCUUACCAGAUAUGAAUGGCUAAUAUUCCAUUGUUCUGCUUAUUGUAAUGGUGAAUGCUUUAAGAAAAAAAGUGUAAUUUGCUAAGAAUAAUUCAUGAUCUGUUUAUGCGAUAACUCCUUUUUGUUACAAUUUUUUUAAAAAAGGCUAUUUUUGUUAAUGUAAAGUAAAUAUUUCAGAGCAAAUUUUUUAAACUAAUUGCACUAAAUACAGGCUCUGUACAGAAAAAAAAAAAAAAAGCCUCAGCAUUUUAUCAUUCCAUGGAAGGAGAAUCUUUUGAAAGAAAGCAUUGACUCCUACCAGAAUUAGGCAGUGAAUUAGACCAGUAUUAUGGAAAUGCAUAUAAUUAAUGUCACUAGGGCUUAAUAAGCAGCUGUUUGCUAAUGUGCUUUCUUUCAAAGGGUUGGACCUUUAAAUUGCUGCAAAAGGUAAAUUGUAUUUUUUUUUUUAAUAUUGGUGUUCUUUAGCUAGGCUAAAAUUUGCUAAAUGCCUUGAUUUCUUUUCAAAGUUCAUGUAAUAUUUCUGAUUUUUCAGAAUAUUUGCAAUAAGAGUCUGGAUUUAAAAAAAACAAAACACAAUUAAGAGCUCAUGUCUUAGCAAGAUCUGGGAAACCAACGUUGUGAGAGUAGCUAUUUUGAAAUAAUAAUUCUCCAGAAGUUAACAUCUAACAUCUAGUGUCGCCAAACAGUAUCAUUGUACUCUUUUAUAUCAUUUGAAAUGGAAUAAACGUAAUUAUGUGACUAACAAUUGUCCAAAUAGGUGAGAGAGCAAAUCAUGUAAGAAAAUUCAGAAUACCAUCUGUUUCGUAGCCCACACAGACAUUGGACAUUCAAAAACACUGAGAACUAAAUUUAGAAUUGGCAGAAAGUCUAGAAGAUGGGUAUCAGAGCAGAAGACAUUCCAGGAGCUAGCUAUUUUUAGAUGUCCUUCCAAAGUGACCUGAUGGAAGUCUUGAACUUGGAAAUUAGGUUCUACUCACUUGGACAUCCCUGCAUCAUGGACUCUAGCUGCUCCCUGUUCCAUAUGCUCGUAAUCUCAGCUACUUGGAAGCCACCAGGAAUGCUUUCUAAUUAUCAUUUGCAACUAGAACUGUAAUCAGAAAGAAAUUUUGUAUUUUUGUAUAACUUGAUUGUGUGCCAUUUUAUAUAUAACAGGUCCUGUUUUACAAAUAAAUUUUGUUUUACUAA